UCAUGGGGCCCCCGGGCAAUAGGGGAUCAUGGGGCCCCUGUGUCCUUGCCUAAACUCAAGAAAGCCUAUGAAAAAGGUACCAGGGGCAUCUCAUGGGGCCCCCUACUGACCCCGGGCCCUCGGGCAGUGCCUGAGUUUCCAAAUGGUCAGUCCGUCCCUGUUUGGCAGUAUAUGGCUGUUUGCACAUCCAAGUAGCAUUCACAUAGAGGGCUCUAGGCAUACAAGGACAAAGCAGGAGCAGUCAAAACGUUAGCAGCUUGUUGUGGGCCCUCCAUGACCAUUAAAUUAUUUUUUUCAGUCAAAGCCUGAUGAACAUAA
This is a messenger RNA of Staurois parvus, 318 nucleotides long. NCBI's taxonomy places the organism in Eukaryota, Metazoa, Chordata, Amphibia, Anura, Ranidae. The record is from the annotation of a GenBank genome assembly.